UCGCGCUUGCAUUGUUCCCAGUGCAAGCGCAGUGUUACGUCGUGGCCAAACAUCGACCAGAGCCACGAUGAAAAUUUCAAUCAUCCUCACACUGCUUGCAGUGGUUGGUGCCCUGGCCUCCCCUCAAAGGCCUCUGAAGCGUUUCUUCCCCCGUCGAGGGCAGAAUGAGGUUGCACCUCCUGUGGCCGACGCCCCUGAAAACGACAUAGUCGAAGAACCCGAAACCCCGAAGUUCCGCAUAGGCGGACAACCGAGAGAAAGCCUCAUUUCCGAAACUGAGAAUGAAGCAGCUCCUGAAGAAGAGCAACCAGCGGCUCCUCGGAUUCGCCGUCCAUCAAGUUCGUCUUUCAUUCCCCGCAAAAAUUUAGCUCCAGUGCCAGAUUUUAGCGAAACGUCUGAAGGAAGCCCGUCAGAAGCUGUUGACGGACCGUCUACUCGACCUUCAUCCAAUCGACUGACCCAAUCUCAGCCCUCAAAUGCGGCAUCUCGAACAAGAGGUUCCACAACGUUCAUCCAAUCUCUUAAGCAAGGUACCAUCCCAAUAGAGCCGUCUCAGAUUGAAGAGCUUGAAAGAUUACAAGCUUCGGGAGGUCGGCUACCAAGCAGAACCCCAUCGAGAGCUCCUCCUGCCUCUCGCCCCGUGAGUCGAGUUGCUUCUCGUCGUCCUGCCAGCCAACAUGGUGUAGCCCCACAACCACAAGUUGCUGCAGUCGAGCCUCAAGCUCUAGUGGAGCAAACUGCAAGGAUUUCUGAAGGGGAUGAUGACAAAUCAUCUCGUCGUCAACGUCUCCUACAGCUCAAGCGUCGACCUCGUGUUGGACCAGGUUCUGCCACUGGCGAAACUCAUGAGCCUGUGCUUGAAGCUCGUGAACUUGCUGAAGAUAUCCCAGAGAAAAUGGUAAAGCCUGAAUCUGAGCAGCCCAGUGACGAUCAAAUGCUCCGCCAAGUUCAAGAAACUCAUGCUGACCUGCAUAUAGUAGGUCUAAGGCUUGAUGAGCAAGAAACUAAAACUCUGGAUGAAACUUUAAAAAGUGAAACACCAAUGAAGCUGGAAGAAAUGACCAAAGAAACCAUGCACGAUGUGAAGGAGACUUUAAAAACAGCCGAAGACUCCCUCCCUUCUCUUGACGCCCCUGAAGCAGCUGCACCUGAAGAACCUCUUCCCGUGACCAUCACCACAGCGGCUCCUAAGCGAAAAGUAGCGACCCUGACGCGGCUCCGAAAUUCCCGCCCCGCAGCGUCUUCGGAGGCUGGCACACGCUCUACACCUCGCUCUAGAAUACCCGCGACUCCCACGGUUACCAGACCAUCCGGACCUGGUAGUUCAAGAACACCCGGGACAGGGAGCACCACCUCUACCCCACCUGCCCGGCUCAGCAACCGUCGAGGAGGUCGUGGCAACUCACGUGGAGGGGCGGCCGUCGCUGCAGCUGCCAGGACACCGAGCACAGGAACUGCCGACAGCUCACGCACCAGAGGCCUCAGCUCCAGAGGACGCACCGCUCCUGAAGAAGUUCCCGCUGAAGUUCCCGCUGAGGAGGAGCCCGCAAGCGCCCCACUCGUCCGUCGGAGAAGACAGUUCCCGUCUCUCUCAGCACGACUGGCUCGAAGAGCUCAGCCAGCCAUUGCCACCUCCGCACGUCAUAACGCUCCUCGAGAUCCUGAGCGAAGUCCUGCUAGGAUUCCCACGUUGCGUGCUGAUAAUAUUCCUGUAGAUAGGAAGAUAGCACGGAAGAAGAACAUUAGGACAUUAGUGCAGAGGUUGCGAGAUCGGCAAAAUCAAGAAACGAGUAAAGAUGCUGUAGCUGAAAGUGAUUCCAAGCACGAUUCUGUGGAUGCUGUACAGUCUGAAAAGGAAGUUACUGAAAAUGUUACUCCGAAAGUAGUCGAAGAACAUUCGACUCUUCAAAAGCCAGUCGAUGCCCCUGAUACUGAUACAAACGUAAAUACUGAACUUUUGACGAGUCAAAAUAAUGCUAAGACAACUCCAGCUCAAGGUCGCACGAUAAAAAGGCCAGCUAUUCGAAAAAGAUUUAGAACGAAGAUAUUCAAGGCUGGUCAGCCCAUACAGGGUUCUGCUACCUCCGAAUCUGAACUCACUUCAACACCACCAAAGACCUCUACCACAACGAUCAUCUCAACGACCAGCACAUCAACUGAAACUACCAACGAAUCCAGUGCAACUCCUGAUCAUUCUACAACCUCCAUAAAAACCUCUGAACCUUUCACAACGACCCCAACAUCUUCUCCUACUAAAACCACAACAUCGCCUUCACUCACCACUACAUUGGCACCAACCACCACAUCUGCAUCAACCACUACAUCUACAAUGACCACUGCCAUUGAAACCACUCCAGCACCUGCCACAGCUACUUCGGCCACUCCAGCACCUACCACAGUUACUACGACCACUCCA
This is a messenger RNA of Hyalella azteca, 2416 nucleotides long. Its product is annotated as mucin-5AC. The transcript is spliced from 3 exons. The record is from RefSeq and is a predicted model, not a curated record. NCBI's taxonomy places the organism in Eukaryota, Metazoa, Arthropoda, Malacostraca, Amphipoda, Hyalellidae. The annotation marks the transcript as partial.